AGAAAUAAUUUUUUUUUGUGUGAGAUGAAAGAAAACUUUUAACUCUGCGUGCAGAAAAUUUUAAACAUAUUUUUAUCAAAAUAACACAAAUAACUUAAAAAAGUCUUUUUUAUUAGACAAUAAAUUAAAUACUACACUUAUAAGAAAUACAUAUAAAUAAAAACGAAAUUUGUAAAUCUUCCCACCUUAUAAAAAUUUUUUAAACAAAAAAAAAAAAUUUUACUAUAAGCUACAAGUGCCCAAAGAACGACGACGACGAUACGAUUUAAAACAGAUUGCUUAUAAUAAAAUAAAACAAGAUGGUAAAACUAUAUUCAAUAAGUGUUUUUUACAAAGGACCCACUGAGGGUCGUCUCUUAAAGGCCGCCUACGAUUUGCAAUCAUUUUCAUUCUUCCAAAGAGGCGCUGUACAAGAAUUUAUGGGAUUUGCAUCUAAAACGAUUGUCGAAAGAACUCAACCAGCCACUCGACAAUCGGUCAAACAAGAUGCUUACAUGUGUCAUGUUUAUGUUCGAGCUGAUAACCUGGGUGGUGUCUUAAUUGCCGAUCAUGAAUAUCCACAACGAGUGGCGCAUACCCUAAUUACUAAGGUUCUCGAUGAAUUCGCUGCACGCAUUCCGGCCGAACAAUAUCAAUCUGGUGGCGAACCAGAUGCCCACUUUGAUUUCCCAACACUGCCUCAAUAUUUGGCAAAAUAUCAAGAUCCCAAAGAAGCCGAUGCAAUGACUAAAAUGCAAAAUGAUCUCGAUGAAACCAAAAUCAUUCUUAAAAAUACAAUUGAAGCUGUGCUGGAGAGGGGGGAAAAGCUAGAUGACAUGGUUAUUAAAUCGGAGAAUCUCUCAUACCAAAGCAAAGCAUUUUAUAAGACGGCCAAGAAGACGAAUGCAUGUUGUAGUUUUAGCUAAGCAGAAAAAUACUUUUCACAAAGAUUUAAUAUGCAGCAAUAUACUCAUUCUUCUCAUUGUCUUCAUAAGAGUCAUAUUUUUUGUUUUGCUUUUUUAAAAUGAUAUAUAAUAAAAUAUUGUUGGAUCCAUAUGCAUUCCCUAGGGGCUUCACGGGCUUCACAAUUAACUGCUUUGACGUUGAGCCUGGGUCUUAUAAUUACAAAAAAAAUAUAUAUAUAUUCAUCGCUUUAAAAAAAAUAAUCAAAUUAUUUGUGUACAUGUUCUUACACGACAACAACACAAUAGUUGCUUUUUAGUAAAGUAAGUUUAUGUUAAAACUUGAAACACCUUUUUAUAUAUUAUUUAGUUCUUUGAAUUCUGCAAGGUAUGACAAUGUCGGAUUAUCACCCUAGGAACUAGGAGCUCUGAAUGAUGCUUAGAGCACUCAGUCUAUGGACAUUAUGAUUCUUGAUUCAAUGGUUUCUAUUCUUUUAGGACCAUAAAGCAGUCAGUAAAUUUACAAGGAUAUUAGCUGCGUUCCUUUGAAAAAUAUUUAUCUGCUGCUUAGUACUUCAAGCUGCUUUGAACUACUUUUCCAAUAGAGCAAAAGUAGUUUAAAGUAAUUUUUAGUACUAAGCAGUAGAUAAAUGUUCCCAAAUGAACGCAGCUAUUUUCAAAUGAUGUGUAAAGUAUUUUGUUUAAGGGGUAUCGACAUUUUCUCCUAGAACUUCUGAGCAGUUAAGAUUUGCGAACUGCCAUUGCCAUACCUUGUAUUAUAAAUUCUACAAAGCAAAGAUCACUUUAAAAGACAUUACAUCUACACAACACGUCACAUACAAAAAAUUGUAAAUUUGUUGAAUAUACAAAAUAAAUUUCAUUUUUGGUUAACCGAAUUUAAGUCAGUUAGUCACUAAGUUUUUCUUUCUUUUAUAUAAUACCUACAACAUAUUUUAUAGAUGUUAAAAUUAUUAAACAAAAGAUAUUCAACCCUUUCACGAAUUCAAUCACAAUUCAAACUAAGUUACGAUCCUAAAAAUAUUUAUAAGUAUAUUUAUAAUACAAAAUCUUAUUUGAAUUUGCAUUACGAAUAGAUUAUAUAACGGUUUUACAGGAUUAGAACUUAAUUAUAGCCCCGUUUUUUCUACAACUCAGUAACUAAUUUUUGUUUAUUUUAUUUGCAAACAAAAUAAAUACCUAAUUUACUUGUGUAAUUUGUUUGUGUUUUGCAUUAAAAAUAAAAAUGAGUAGGUAGCUACUGAGUUUUAGAAAAAACCAAGGUUUUUGUAAUUCCGAUAGGAUUCGUGACAAAUGCUGAAUAUUUGAUAUAAAAAAAAGGUGUAAUUGAAAAGUGAAAGACUUAAAAUUUAUAUAACCUAACAUAAAAUUAUAUUAGUCUAAAUUUAAAUAAUAAUAAAUAUAAAUGUAUUGGUGUGUUUAUGUAAAGUAAGAAAGACCUUUUAAAAGAAAGUUAAAAUUUGAUGGGUAGCAUAAAUAAAAUUAUAAAAAAAAAACAAAUAUUUGAAUUUGGCAAUGCAAUAAAUAAUAAACUUACUACUACCUAUUACGUGUUGGAAGAAAA
Molecule: messenger RNA, 2463 nt
Organism: Episyrphus balteatus (marmalade hoverfly)
Lineage: Eukaryota; Metazoa; Arthropoda; Insecta; Diptera; Syrphidae
Gene: Ykt6
Product: synaptobrevin homolog YKT6
Exons: 2
Coding region: 300-905 (201 amino acids)
Biological process (GO): endoplasmic reticulum to Golgi vesicle-mediated transport
Cellular component (GO): Golgi apparatus
Molecular function (GO): SNAP receptor activity
Source: RefSeq, a predicted model, not a curated record